AUGUACGACGCCGCCCACGCGGCCUGGAUCGGGGGCACCAAGCUGCUGCAGUACGGCGAGCUCCUGCCCGGCGGCGCGGCCAAGGCCCUGGCCGUGCUGGCCGCGGGGGCGCGCCCCGCGCGCGGCGACGCCACCGGGGCCACGGCCGGCCUGGGCCAGCUGGUGCUGGAGUUGGGCAUGGGCCGAGGCCGGCUGGCGCUGCAGCUCUUCCUCAGCGGCGCCACGGUGAUCGGCGUGGAGCUGGCCAGCGAGAGGUACGGCCUCGCAGUAGCGGCGAUGGAGAGACUGGCGCACCGCUCCCCCGAGGACUUCGAGAUCGUGCACCGCGGCGCGCAGUCCGUGCGGCUGCGCCGCUGCGGGGGGCCCAAGAGCGCCCUCUACGAGGUGCGUUUGGGGAGUUUCUUCGACGUCGUGACCGACGAGGAAAUAGGCGUCGCCACGCUCGUCUUCCUCCACGUGAGCCUCCCGCCGCCCACGUGGUCCCGCGUCCGCGGCCUCGUGGCGCGGACGCGCGCGGGGUGCCGCCUCCUCGCCUACGAGGACCUCGCCGCGAUGUGGGAGCGGCAGCCCGACGCCCCGCCGCUCACGGCCGCCCGGGGCGUCCAGCUCGCCUGCAGCUGGGCCCCCGAGGAGGGCCACCGCUUCCUGCUCUGCGAGCGCGUCCCCGAGCCGCCAGGCGGCCCGGCCUCCUCCGCCCACGAGGCCCCGGCCCCGGUGGCCGAGGGCUCUCCCGGCGGACCGCCGUGGCCCGCGGAGGCGGCGCGCUCCGGCGCCGCGGCGCCGCCCGCGCCGGUGCCCACCGCGAAGGCGCUGUCCGCGCUCUCGGCGAAGGCCGCGGCGAAGCGCCUCGGCCGCGUGGGCUGA
Prorocentrum cordatum is the source of this 864-nucleotide messenger RNA. The record is from the annotation of a GenBank genome assembly. NCBI's taxonomy places the organism in Eukaryota, Dinophyceae, Prorocentrales, Prorocentraceae.